AAUGUAUGUACACAGUGAGUGAAGCUCUGAAGUAUAGUACAGGAUAUGUCAGGACCAGCACAGGUUAAAUAAUGUAACAUAAAGUGAGAACAGGCCCUGGACACACUAUAAGCACUCCUCACCACUGACAAUCCCCAGCGUCAAGGCCCUCUUGUUGCUAUUAACCCCUCAGAUACCAGACUCCUCUUCCCCCAUUAGUGAGGGGAAUAACAGAAUAUCACGUGACCUCUGUGCCACAUGACUCGUACGUCACCUCCCCUCCCCUCAUGGUGACAGCAUGCUGCGGCUGUACAGGUCUCUGUUGCGGCCCUGCCCUGGGAAAGUACUGUGCUGCUCCGCUCAGCACACCAGCGCCACCUACCUACAAAGCUUCAUACUGCACAACACGGAAGUGGUAACGGAGCACCUGACACCGGAGAUUCAGUUACUGCUGCUCACUCCACGGUGUAAGUUCUGGCACCUCCGCCCCGAGCACUGGCCAUAUGGAGAUCCCUACUGGGCUAUAUACUGGCCGGGAGGACAGGCCCUAGCCAGGUACCUGUUGGAUAAUCCAGACAUUGUAAGACGCAGACGCAUUCUAGAUCUCGGCAGUGGUUGUGGGGCCGCCUCCAUUGCUGCUAAAAUGAAAGGAGCCUCUUAUGUUGUAGCCAAUGAUAUUGACCCAGUUGCAGGUGCAGCGUUUGGCCUGAAUUGCCAACUAAAUCGAAUAGAUCCUUUGCCCUUUCAUCCAGAGAAUGUAAUAGGUGAAGAUACAGGAUGCUGGGAUCUGAUUGUACUGGGCGACAUGUUUUAUGAUGAGCGGCUGGCCAAUUCUCUCCACCGAUGGCUCAGACAUUGUAUGGUGCAGCAUGGGACCACAGUACUUAUAGGAGACCCAGGGAGAGGUCAUUUUCUGACGCACCCUAUACAGAAACAGCUGUGGAAAAUAGCAGAAUAUAACUUACCAGAGUCAAGUAAGCAAGAGAACUAUGGGCUAACCACCAGUGCGGUCUGGAGAUAUGAACCUGGAUGUUCAUGAUUUGUACACAGUAAUUCAGUACCAGCUAGUUCUUAUGGAAUUGUGGAAGAUGUGGACACAAUUUCAUCCAUCCCAAAUGUGAGCUCCGCCUAUCUGAUUUUUAAAGCUGUCCAUACUCAUUAGAUGUAUGUUGGCCAAACUUGAUUUUGGCAGUGCCCCCCCAACUUAACAUCUGCAAAGGAUUUCAACUGCCAGAUCCUUUUGGAGAGAUAUGUAUGACCAGCCUUGGAAUGAGACUCUUCUUGCUUCUCAUAACUCAAGGAUGCAGUGAAGUGUCAUAUGACCCCAUCUGAUAUUGCUGAUUGGCCGAGAAGGCUUUGAAGAGGGAAGGAGCACAUGUAACAAACUAUUUUCAAUGCUAUUAGGGAAUUUCAUUACAUGUAAUUGUAAUUAUUGUAAUUGUAUACUUUUUUACAAUAAAAAAAUUAAGAAUCUU
This is a messenger RNA of Bufo bufo (common toad), 1454 nucleotides long. It is a transcript of the gene ETFBKMT, whose product is annotated as electron transfer flavoprotein subunit beta lysine methyltransferase. Gene Ontology annotation, cellular component: mitochondrial matrix. The coding region runs from base 278 to 1018 and encodes 246 amino acids. Lineage: Eukaryota; Metazoa; Chordata; Amphibia; Anura; Bufonidae. The transcript is spliced from 3 exons. Gene Ontology annotation, biological process: peptidyl-lysine trimethylation. The record is from RefSeq and is a predicted model, not a curated record. Gene Ontology annotation, molecular function: protein-lysine N-methyltransferase activity.